Messenger RNA from Cuculus canorus (common cuckoo), 2402 nucleotides. It is a transcript of the gene SMPDL3A, whose product is annotated as sphingomyelin phosphodiesterase acid like 3A. Gene Ontology annotation, molecular function: sphingomyelin phosphodiesterase activity. The transcript is spliced from 8 exons. The record is from RefSeq and is a predicted model, not a curated record. The coding region runs from base 1112 to 2194 and encodes 360 amino acids. Gene Ontology annotation, biological process: sphingomyelin catabolic process. Lineage: Eukaryota; Metazoa; Chordata; Aves; Cuculiformes; Cuculidae.
UGCGCCGUUCAGUUGGCGAGAGGGUAAAAGGGGUCCGUGUUCGCUUGGCCGGGGGGGCUGGCGCUCCCCGCGGGGGAACCCGCCCUGCCUUUGGCUCACGGGACCGGAGGCACCACGGCGAAACAGUGAAUGUGGCUUCUGUGCUGUCGGCAAACACACACGUGCGCUGCGGUGUGGGUCCAUCAGAAGUGGUUUCCAAAGGACUUUCAUUCCCUGUGCCUCGGACUAAGAACGCAGCAGUGUCCAAGUGUUUGUCUCCCUGUUGGUGGUUGGAGAAGGCUCAGAGAUCUCAUAUUGCGUUUCAGUACCUGAAGGGGGCCUAUAGGAGAGCUGGAGAGGGGCUAUUCGUAAAGGCUUGUGGGGCUGGACCAGGGGGAAUGGGUAUAAACUGCAGAGGGGCAGAUUUACACUGGACAUUAGGAAGAAUUUCUUCACCAUGAGAGUGGUGAGACACUGGAACAGGUUGCCAAAGGAGGUUGUGGGCCGCCUGCUUUAGUGGGAUGUCCCUGCCCAUGGCAGGGGGGUUGGAACUGGAUGAUCUUUAAGGUCCCUUCCAACCCAAACUAUUAUAUGAUGCUAUGAUUUGGAGUGGCAAUUUGGCAGAUUUCAAAGAUCACUGCUGGUCGUUGCUUCCUGAAAUAAAACUCCUCGGGGUCCAGUCGCGUGGUGCCUGCUUUGCCAUGGAAUGAGCAUGUGACCUUGGGGAAAAUCAAUUUAUAUCUGUCCUGGUUUCACACCCGCCUAUCCCAGACACGGGCUUGCCUUUCCUAAGUGCUUUGAAACUGACAGAAAGAAAUUACUCUUAUUUUACAAGAAACUUGAAAGCUUACACAAGCUUAAUUCAUCUUGUUCACUGUAUUCCUGUACCUCUCAGCUCCGUUUUCCAUCCAGUGCUAAGUAGCAGUGGCUGAGAAUGUGUCUGCCUGGGAAGUGGUGAGUAGGGCAGUUCUGGCAUGUAUCUGACCUACAUUUAGAUCCAACUUACCACAUUACCCCUGAUCGCACCAAAGUUUGUUCUUCUUCCAAAGGAGCCAAUGCCUCUGACCCAGGCCCAUUUGGAGACUUUUUGUGUGAUUCUCCAUAUCAACUUAUUUUGUCAGCGUUUGCAUUCAUGAAGGAUUCAAAACAGGAGGUUUCAUUCAUGAUUUGGACGGGAGAUAGCCCUCCUCACGUUCCUGUAAAAGAACUCUCCACAAAAUUAGUCAUUAACAUCAUUGGCAAUAUGAGUACUACAAUUCGUCAUUUCUUUCCAGAUCUUCAGGUUUUCCCGGCCUUGGGCAAUCAUGACUACUGGCCACAGGAUCAGCUUCCAGUAACUACCAGUGAAGUUUACAAUGCUGUAGCAGAUUUCUGGCAACCUUGGCUAACUGAUGAAGCAAUCAAUACUUUCAGAAAAGGUGGCUUCUACACACAGCUGUUCAAAUCCAGGGAUAACUCUCAACCACUCAGGAUAAUCAGUCUGAAUACAAAUUUAUAUUAUGGCCCCAAUAGCGUAACUGUGAAUAUGACAGAUCCAGCCAAUCAGUUUGCUUGGCUGGAAGGAAUAUUAGAAACCUCUUCAGAAAAGAAGGAAAAGGUAUAUAUAAUAGGACAUGUACCAAUAGGAUACUUGCCAUAUGCAAGGAAUACUACAGCUAUCAGGCAGUUUUACAAUGAGAGACUGGUAAAAAUUUUUCGCAAAUACAGUAGUGUUAUUGCCGGGCAGUUUUUUGGACAUACGCAUAGAGAUAGUAUCAUGGUCCUCCUGGAUGAAGAAGAAAAGCCAGUAAAUUCCUUGUUUGUGGCACCUGCUGUAACCCCAGUGAAGAAUGUAUGGCAAAUGGAGUCCAAUAACCCUGGUGUCAGAUUGUAUCAAUAUGAUCUUCUUGAUUAUAGCUUGCUGGAUCUUUGGCAGUUUUACUUGGACCUCAGAGAUGCCAACAAGAAAAAUGAAUCAAACUGGAAGUUAGAAUACAUCCUGACUAAAGCGUAUGGCAUCGAAGACUUGAAGCCAGAAAGCCUGUAUGAAAUGGCCAAGCAGUUGUCUGUGCCACACAGCACAUUGUUUGAGCAGUAUUACAGUAACUUCAUUGUGAGUUAUGACAAAACCAUUGUCUGUGAAGAGGGGUGCAAGAUCUGCCAAAUAUGUGCAAUCCAAUAUUUGGAUUACUCCUCAUACACGGAUUGUAUCAAUCGGGAAGCGAUGUGGAGAUGAAGUCUCCAUGCAGUUUAUGCUGAUAUUGACUUUAGCCUGUGAUUUAAACAACCUGCUCAUCCUUUUGCUGAAGCGCUGUCAUGCUGACAGGGAGCCUGUGGGACUUCUGUGAAUUUCAAGGGAGCAAUAAAUCUCCCUAUAGUUUUCUUCUUGAAAAACUGUUUUCCUUUCACAUCUAAAUAAAAGUUUAUUGGCUAUGCAGUGAUGG